CCGUAACUGCGGGUUCUUUACUAAAUACUUUUCUCUGACGUAGGCAGAUCAUAUCAAGCUGGACUUGACCAUGGGUGUGUUUGUCUUGGAAAUAAAGAACAACGUAAAAGGGGAUCUUGUUAGAUGUUUGUUUAGCGUUUAGAAAAAUCGUCUAUUGCCCAUUUAAGACUAGACGAUUAGGACGGAGUUUGGAGAAAUCAUUUCAAUAAAGAUGUCUGGAUUUAUGUUGACAGGAACGUUCAUUUUCAUUCUAUUUACUCUUUUCUCAUCAUACUCGGCUAAAUCCUUACAAGACCCAUUCGACGUCUUCAGUGAUUUUGAUGAAAAUCCAGAAUUAGAACAUUAUAACAUCAGCGUGGAAGAACAAGUCUUUCCAAAUUGUACUACAUACUUGACCUCUCAGGAUUUCAUUAUCCUAUCUAAUGGGAGCUUGUUUUUAAAGAACCAUAACCAAACUGUUAGAGGCAAGUUUUACUUAAAAAAUGGAACGGCAUAUUUCUGUGACAAAGAUGUUACGCAAACCACUACAUUUUACAACUUGAGUGAAACUGCAAAGCAAACUAUUGCCACUUCUUUUUACAACUUUAGCGAUGAUGCUACUGAAACUAUUACUACUACUUAUAAUUUUAGUGAAGAGUUCCAGAGAUGUGGUCAUGUUUUAAUAGAGCCAGAAGAGUACAAGUUACUAAAAAAUGACACCAUAUAUAUUGAAAUUUAUUCAAAAUCCUAUGGAUCACAGGACUAUUUAAUAGUUGACGCUGGCGUUUACAUAUGUGUGCCAUCCUUUGAAGAGUUGAAACAAAAUGGCACCUUGCCUUAUGACUGGGUAAAGUUUUCCAAAACAUCAGACUAUGUCACUUUCAUUGGACUACUCGUAUCUAUAGUCAGUUUGAUGUCCCAUUUGGGCAUAUUCUUGUUGGUACCGGCUGUUCGCAACCUACCUGGGUUUUGCCUCGCAUCUCUAAGUUUGUCGCUGUUAAUGGCAUACAUCUGCUUUUUGGUCGCUUUUCUUUUGGAAAGUGAUGUACUAUGUGCUGGACUGGGCAUGAGUGUUUAUUACUUCUUCCUUACAUCCUUCUUUUGGAUGAAUGCCAUAGCAUUUGACGUUUGGAGAUCAUUUAGAGUUGUGAUUCGCGAGUUAAGAAUAACCAGCAACAAAGUUCCGUGGAGAAGAUUUAUUUUGUACUCUUUAUACUGCUGGGCAAUCCCUGCUUUACUGACAAUCCUGGUUAAAGUGUUCGAUUCCACUAACAUCUUACCAGAGGAUUUGAGGCCAUCUUUUGGACAUCCGUUUUGCUGGUUCGGGCAGCGCAAAGCCCUGCUUUUGUUCUUCGCAGUUCCAUUAAUCAUUGUUAUGCUCUUAAACGUAGCAUUUUUCGCUGAUGUCAUCUUCGUUAUCAACCGAGCAACGAUAAAGUCUGGAUCGGCGCAGGAUGCUAACUUGCGAAGAAGUUUCGCCAUGUUUACGAGGUUGGCUUUGAUUAUGGGCUUAACUUGGGUGUUUGGUAUCGCAGCUGGGUUUGCUGAUAAGCCUUUUUUGUGGUACAUUUUCAUCGUCUUGAAUACUUUACAGGGGCUAUUCAUUUUUGGAGUAUUUUUGGGCAGCUCGAAAGUGCGUAGUUUGUGUACUAAGCAGUAUAGAAGUCGAAAGAGAUCUAGUACAAGCGUUAGAACAGUAUCUGCAGCUCUGUGACAGGUUUAAUUCAUAUAUGAGUGUAUUCUCACUCAGUCAAACAUAGACUCUAAAUGUAUAGUAAGUUUUAUAAUGUAAAUAUUUCAAAGUGUAUAUUUUAUUAAUUGGGUUUUAUGCGAUUUCUGCGUAUGUCUAUGUAAAAUGUCAGGACAUUUUGUGUGUGUGUGUGUGAAUAUUGUAAGUAUAUUUUGUGUGAAAUUUAGUAUUGCGACUCAUUUUAAUGUAAAUAAAGUGCUAAUAUAUUAAAAAUAUAUUUUUUUUCGAAAUUUAAA
This is a messenger RNA of Parasteatoda tepidariorum (common house spider), 1965 nucleotides long. Its product is annotated as G protein-coupled receptor Mth2. Gene Ontology annotation, cellular component: membrane. The record is from RefSeq and is a predicted model, not a curated record. Lineage: Eukaryota; Metazoa; Arthropoda; Arachnida; Araneae; Theridiidae. Gene Ontology annotation, biological process: cell surface receptor signaling pathway; G protein-coupled receptor signaling pathway. Gene Ontology annotation, molecular function: G protein-coupled receptor activity.